Drosophila eugracilis is the source of this 2799-nucleotide messenger RNA. RefSeq names its product cullin homolog 1 (gene Cul1). Gene Ontology annotation, molecular function: ubiquitin protein ligase binding. The record is from RefSeq and is a predicted model, not a curated record. Bases 406 to 2730 code for a protein of 774 amino acids. Gene Ontology annotation, cellular component: SCF ubiquitin ligase complex. The transcript has 4 exons. Lineage: Eukaryota; Metazoa; Arthropoda; Insecta; Diptera; Drosophilidae. Gene Ontology annotation, biological process: SCF-dependent proteasomal ubiquitin-dependent protein catabolic process; protein ubiquitination.
UACUUGGUAUUACUGCUGAAGUGUCGUGCGGUCACUCACUUUUAAUAGUUAUAGUAAUAAACGAAAGUUAGUGAUUUUGCCAGAAAAGCAGUUGAUUUAAUUAUAAUCACAAUUGCGAAAUCAACUUUUUAAUUAGUUUAGUUUUAAACAGCAUCUGGAAACAGAUUGACAUUUUAAAUUCCAAAAUCGGAAAACAUAUUCGUCAAGAUUCCGGCCACAGCUCCCAGGACGAGAGCCGCCAAAAGACGCCACCUAGACAGCAGCAGCAAUCCCCCGUCGCCAGCGCCGGAUUCGCCACCUAGGGUCAUAGCCUCCUCCAGCCCAGCGCAACUGCAGGCACAGCAUUCUCCAGUGGGAGAAGGCAGAAGCCCGUUGCCACCACCCACCGCCACAGUUGCCGCCAAAAUGAACCGCUCUAGCAAUGCGCAGACCACACAGAAACUCGUCAACCUGGACGAUAUCUGGAGCGAACUGGUCGAGGGAAUUCUGCAGGUGUUCGAGCACGAGAAGUGUCUCACCCGCAGCCAGUAUAUGCGUUUCUACACACACGUCUAUGACUACUGCACCAGCGUGAGUGCGGCUCCCAGUGGACGGAGCAGCGGGAAGACCGGUGGAGCCCAGCUGGUGGGUAAGAAGCUGUACGACCGGCUGGAGCAGUUCCUCAAGUCAUACCUUAGCGAACUACUCACCAAGUUCAAGGCCAUCAGCGGUGAAGAGGUGCUCUUGUCGCGUUACACCAAGCAAUGGAAGUCGUACCAGUUUUCCAGCACCGUCCUGGACGGCAUUUGCAACUACCUGAACCGUAACUGGGUGAAGCGCGAGUGCGAGGAGGGACAGAAAGGUAUCUACAAGAUCUACCGCCUAGCCCUAGUCGCUUGGAAGGGACACCUUUUCCAGGUGCUCAACGAGCCAGUUACCAAGGCGGUGCUCAAAUCUAUCGAGGAGGAGCGCCAAGGCAAGCUAAUCAACCGCUCGCUGGUACGCGACGUCAUUGAGUGCUACGUGGAGCUCAGCUUCCCCGAGGAGGACGCCGACAACGAGCAGCAAAAUUUGUCCGUGUACAAGGAUAAUUUCGAAAGCAAGUUUAUCGCUGACACGUAUGCCUUUUACGAGAAGGAGUCGGACGCGUUCUUGUCCACUAACACGGUAACCGAGUAUCUCAAGCACGUAGAGAACAGGCUGGAGGAGGAGACACAGCGGGUCCGUGGCUUUAAUUCAAAAAACGGGCUCUCCUAUCUACACGAGACUACGGCGGAAGCGCUUAAGUCCACAUGUGAACAGGUUCUCAUUGAAAAACAUUUGAAAAUAUUCCACACCGAGUUUCAGAAUCUGCUCAACGCAGACCGCAACGAUGAUUUGAAAAGAAUGUACUCGUUGGUCGCCCUCUCGCCCAAAAACCUGACAGAUCUCAAGUCUAUCCUUGAGAAUCACAUACUCCAUCAAGGCACCGAGGCCAUUGCCAAGUGCUGCACUACUGACGCGGCCAACGAUCCCAAGACGUAUGUCCAGACCAUCCUGGACGUGCACAAGAAGUACAACGCUCUCGUGUUGACGGCGUUCAAUAAUGACAACGGAUUCGUGGCCGCCUUGGACAAGGCGUGUGGCAAGUUCAUUAACUCAAACGUUGUCACAAUCGCAAACAGUGCUAGCAAAUCGCCCGAGCUGCUAGCGAAGUACUGCGACCUGUUGCUGAAGAAGUCAUCCAAGAAUCCAGAGGACAAGGAGCUCGAGGACAAUCUAAACCAGGUGAUGGUCGUGUUCAAGUAUAUUGAGGAUAAGGACGUCUUCCAAAAAUAUUACUCCAAGAUGCUUGCUAAGCGCUUGGUGAAUCACACAUCGGCAUCGGAUGACGCCGAGGCCAUGAUGAUCUCUAAACUGAAGCAGACGUGUGGCUACGAAUACACCGUCAAGCUUCAGCGAAUGUUCCAAGACAUUGGCGUCUCAAAGGAUCUUAACUCCAAUUUCAAACAGUACCUGGCCGAUAAAAACGUAACCAUGGAAAUUGACUUUGGAAUCGAGGUUCUAUCCUCGGGGUCGUGGCCUUUCCAGCUGAGCAAUACCUUCCUGCUUCCCUCCGAGCUGGAGCGGUCAGUGCGACAGUUUAAUGAGUUUUACGCUGCCCGCCACUCUGGUCGCAAGCUCAACUGGCUUUACCAGAUGUGCAAAGGAGAGCUGAUCAUGAACGUAAACCGCAACAACUCCUCCACCUACACCCUGCAGGCCAGUACCUUCCAGAUGUCGGUGCUGCUUCAAUUUAACGAUCAACUGAGUUUCACAGUCCAACAACUGUUGGACAACACCCAGACACAGCAGGAGAACUUGAUUCAGGUAUUACAAAUACUGCUCAAGGCAAAGGUGCUGACCUCCAACGAUAAUGAGAACUCGCUGACGCCCGAGUCAACGGUAGAGCUGUUCCUGGACUACAAGAACAAGAAGCGUCGUAUUAACAUCAACCAGCCGCUGAAGACUGAACUUAAAGUGGAGCAGGAGACUGUACAUAAGCACAUAGAGGAGGACCGAAAAUUGCUGAUCCAGGCGGCGAUCGUCCGCAUCAUGAAGAUGCGCAAGCGACUCAACCACACCAAUCUCAUUUCGGAGGUGCUCAAUCAGCUGUCGACGCGCUUCAAGCCCAAGGUGCCCGUGAUCAAGAAGUGCAUAGACAUCCUGAUCGAGAAGGAGUAUCUGGAACGUAUGGAGGGACACAAAGACACAUAUAGUUAUCUCGCUUAAGUUUAUGUUAAAUGUACAACAACUUUCGCUGUUUCAUCUAUGCAAGCCAUUAAAAAUAUCAUCCAUAUA